UGAGCCGUUUCCUCAUGAAUGCAAGACAUUGACCAUUACCAGACAUCCACACACCUCAGAUUAUCAAUAUUUUGCUGUCCUAUUCUAAUUUUAAUUUACAGGAUAUUUAUCUACAAGAGUAUUAGAGUGCAUUCUUUGCAACACAUUUCUGAACUAGCAAGAUUUUCAAGGUGUAAUCAAAUAACAUUUUUUUCAUGAGGGUAAAGGCAUGCUUAGCAAAGCUUAACUUAUUGUUUAUAAUUUCUAACCAUAGAAAUGCUACAUGGCUUCUUAACUUGCCUUCUACCAAGGCGUUGUUCGCACUGUGAGUAGAGGGAUAGAAAAUAUCUCCCGUUCCGACGCAGAAGUUGUGUGUUCAUAACCAGAAAAGACUCUCGGUGUCGCAGGCUGGCUGAUGGUGCUCCGAGCUCAGCAACGUUGUUGCUCAGAAUAGGUCCCGGGCGCCAUUGCGCUUGAACGAGUCGGAGCCUUUGAUUCAGUGGUAGGAAGAAAGCCUUACUCAGGUUUCUUUCAUUGCCAAAGAAUGCUUUCCUUUCGGUCGACAAUUGGAGUUCUGAAGGUCAGAUUGGGGAAGGGCAUUGAGGCUGCGCACUGAGCGAAGCCUGUCGCGUGAUUUGCUGUUGCUGCUCUCACCCUUACGUUCUAGUAACGCUCUCAUGCAUUCUCUGGUACUCGAAAAUUUGACGUGAGUGAAGCGAGGCGCCUCAGAGGUGGUAAGGUGCAGCUAGGCGAAACCUCGGAGUGAGCUCUGGUGGAAGAGCGGAGAGGGCCCCGAGACAAGAUUCAGCUCCUGAUGCUUGAAGAAAGAGAGAGGAGGCUCACGGAGGAAUUAGUAAAUUCUGUAAAUAACUGAAUCUGGAUUUACAGAGAUGAAGGAUAUUAAUUUAAAUGAUUUGCCUCCGAAGCAGCUCAAGCAGCUAUGCAUCGAGCAUGGCAUUCGCACAGCCGGUGUAAAGCGUGAAGUUCUUGUCCGAUUGCUGUGCACUAAACUGCACCAUGCAGCAUCCCAUCCGUUCAGGUUAACGACGUCAAGCUGUCAUACGAGUGAAGAUCCGCAGAUAUCAACCAAUGUCAGAGGUGAAUCUGCAGAGAAGGCCUCGACUAAAUCCACCUUUCAAAGGCAGAGCCUAAGUUCUCUUGUAUUUGUGGAUGGUCCUUUGACGGAUGACAAACCCAAAUGGAGUGAGAAGCAUAUUUCUUCAAGUCCAACACUGUCCCGAAAAACGAUCUUGACAAAGUCAAAUUUGUCACGAGCACGUCGGUCAGAUCUUUUGCACAAGAAGGUGGAUGAUGGUUUAUCUCCGCUCUAUAAACUUCCUCAAGACUUACUGCCCCAGAAAUGUGAUGGAUCUCCUGCUAAGAGUCGUGGUAAUGUUGGUGCUCGAGAAGGAAAUGUCAAAAAAACUUCGACCAGAGUCAAGCACCCUGAUGGUUAUCUACGCGUGAAGUUGAAUGAAAUUCCAGAAGUCCUGAAAUCCGCAGAUGUCCACCCUGAAGCAGCAACAACCGCUCGAGCUACUGAAAAUGGCGCAAGUGUCACUGCUGCAGGUUCAAUUGAUUUAGACUCAUAUUGUUCCUGCAGUGUUACGGAAAUUGCCACUGAUGCUAGACAUCAUGUGUUGUCAGAGGAGUCUGACCUCAAUGACAAUCGUAGCGUCUCGUGUGAGAUGGUUAAUGAGAGCCUGAUGCAGGCAUCUAUUGACACAACUGACAGCGACGGAGCUGAACUUGUUACAGGCAACCUUGAAUCCAAUUCGGGGGAUAGUUUGUUGGUGGAUCAGGAGACCCGACGGCCAGUUUCUGAAAAGCUAUCGGUUGCCCAUAUUUCUGACGCUCUAUUACGGAUAAAAUUAUUAGAGAGUUUUAACAUAUUCAGCACUAGUAUUGGUAAUCCCAAUAUUGGGAGACAGCUUACCGUUGCAGAAGCUGGCGAUGGCUUUAUCUCUGCUUAUUCUCAGAGCCCAGAUCAUGCAUCAAACCACGAAAUAUCCAGAUUGCAGGGUAGCGAAGCGGAGCAUGUUGGAGAUGCCUCCACCAAUUCAGGUUUAGAUCAUUUCCCAGGAAUUGCUGGUUUUGAGGACCGAAUUAAUAUGCCAUGCAACGAACAAUCAUGUGUAAGCGGUUGCCAAUUUCCUUUAGUACGAAGUAAGUCGACCGUCGUCUCUGAAGUCCCAGAUUUAGCGAGUGUUGAAAAGUUAGUCACAAUGAGGCGGGGCUUGAAAUUUUGUCGCAUCAAUAGGGUCUUUGAAGAAGAUUUAGACAUAUUAAAGACUAAUGACGGCGUUAGGGAAACGCUCAUGACUUCAACAGACACAACUCAACUCAAUCAGGUUGCUCCUGAUAUUCUACUUUUAGACGGUCCUAAUGAUUACGACGACUUUGGCAAUCACGAGAACUGGAGAGUGACAUUAUCCACUGCAAAUGAAGACGCUGACAACACAAAACAUGGAGAUAUCAAGGAUGGAAAGAUUAUUCGUUAUCCAUCUGACUCAAUCCUAAACGGUAUCCAAGAUUCUAAACCGUUCCCUUCAGAACUCGACUCCAAGAAGAAUGUUACGAAGUGGGGCUGUGUUUCUGCUUUAAAUGAUAUCUCCGAGGAUGCAAGUAUUAAAGAAGUUAAUGAUAUCUGUAGUCUCCCUGAACUCAAGCUCGCUGAAGGUAGUGAAAUUGGUCACAGUUUGAGGCAGAAUAUCGAUCGAAUGAAUUGGCUGCCUCAGACGCAGUUCAAAGCAACACCUCCUGAAAUGGUCGCAUCGGACAUAGAAGCAACAAACGCUGAAAAUGAACACGGAGCUGCUGGAUCUCACUUUUCAAUUCCCUUCCAUCUUGACUCACCCAGGUUCUCAGAUGAAUCCCUUGAAUCAGGCGUCGUGGUCAACGUCUCACAAGACACCAUUGAACGAAGUGUAUACAACGAAGAGGGAAUACCAGCCAAUUGUACUGAAUCAUUUCUAAGGGGUGCAUGUGAAGUUACAGAGUCUACGUCUCCUGCUCCUGCAGAAAGAGAAAGAAGUAGGUCUUUCAACUGCACUCAAGAGAUCUUGGACGGUCUCAGCGAUGAAAACAAAGCAGCAGCUUUCAACCUUCAGAUUUCUGAAGAAGGGGAAGAGAGACUUGGGGUGCGCAGUGCUUGCGAAGGACACGAAGAUACAUGCGUCCUUAUUCAAGCACAGGCAUUAGCUGGAGUAGCAGCUAGUUCAACAGACUUGAAGGAACAUGAAUCUCGACAUCAGACCUUACUUGUUCAAGAUGCUGUUAAUUUGCAAGGAGACAGACAUUCCUUAGAGAAAAAUUAUGCUGAUCCAGCUUCUGAUACAUUUGAGAAAGCUUACGAAGAUACUGCAGCCACUUCUCACAUAGGUAAGAGAGAGAAGAUUUUGACCGUCGGGCUCAAAAUGGUUAUUGUUGUCGGGACUCUCACUGUUGGAAUUUUAAAAUUUAGGACGUCUAAGCGUAAAUUAGAAGAUAAAAGUUAGAAACUCUCGACACAGCAACCUGAGAUAUCUGUUCAUUCUGCUCAUCGAAAACUCUCCGUCCUCAAACUCUUGGCCUACUGUAAUUUUUCUCCAGAAAAUGUCCAGGAAUCAUUGAAUACUUGUAACCGAUUUGACUUUUUUCUUCA
Messenger RNA from Physcomitrium patens, 3622 nucleotides. RefSeq lists its product as uncharacterized. The record is from RefSeq and is a predicted model, not a curated record. Lineage: Eukaryota; Viridiplantae; Streptophyta; Bryopsida; Funariales; Funariaceae.